This is a messenger RNA of Oppia nitens, 1245 nucleotides long. RefSeq lists its product as uncharacterized. The record is from RefSeq and is a predicted model, not a curated record. The transcript has 3 exons. Lineage: Eukaryota; Metazoa; Arthropoda; Arachnida; Sarcoptiformes; Oppiidae. The coding region runs from base 57 to 989 and encodes 310 amino acids.
UUAUAAAAACAAAUAACUUAUUUGAUAAACAAUUUCUAUGGAAAAGAAGAUAUAUAAUGKUUGAGAUGUUGGUGUUGUUGGCAUUUAUACUUAUCCAACACCAGAGCACUGGUAUGUUAAUUCAUAUGAAUGAAGUUCACCAGAAAGUGUUUAGCAACGCCAACAUAACUGUGACGUGCAGUACGGAGGCGACCAACGCCACGGGUAAUCUUACCCUUAGUGUGAGGGCCCGUAUGUUUCUACUGCUAUUGCAAAUACCCCGCGGCGGACAAACCCAUCAGAUUCAGGGUGUACUUCAUUGCGAUCCCAAACGGACCAAAUGUGAGAGUGAGUUCAACAUUGCCGUCGACUGUAUUACAGAUCGCAUCGAAAUCAAACAACCAGUGGACACACUGGAGACGGCCUGUCAACUCAAUGAUGAUGUCAUAUGUUCUAAUCAAUGGCUUAGUGAGCACCGGGAGGACUGUGUGGCACUCGGCAAAAUCACUAUCAUUAAAGGUCCAAAACUAGACGAGCCGUGCGUUCACCGCAACCAAUCGGGUGACACACUGUUACCGUGCGGUGAGAAUCAACAAUGCAAUACAAUGUAUGGUCGGUGUGAAUGUCAACCGGAAUUUGUGCCCCAAAAAGGAAAGUGUGAGCCCAUGUAUGUCGACGAUGAAGAUAAAAGAGCACAACAAUUGGUCACUGAUUUGUCGGGUCGGCCGGUGACCAUCAGUUACGGUGCAGCACAUAAACCCAAUGCUAUGAGACCAGUAACAACAACUGCCAGUGUUUUGAGACCAUUACCAACUACUAGUGAUGUGGACAGAGAUGGUGCGGUUGAGCCAACACAGACCAAAACAGCCGACACUAAAAACACAUCCAAAGCAUUGGUUAUAUUUUUAUUAGUUGUUGCUAUACUUCUGUGUAUUGCUUUAGCUGUUGUUGUCAUCUGGAGUUACAGCCGUAAUAGAAAUCGUGAAGCGGUUCCGACAAACUCAUCAUAAGAUAUAAUAACUGUGUCAUCAAUUAUGAGUGUAUUGUCACUAAAAUAUUAUUGAGGUUAACAAUGAUGGACAGGGAUGUCAUUAAAAAUGACAAACAAAUAUAAUAACAACAAAAAUGACAACAAAGAUGACAACAACACUCUAACUAAUAGAUGCGAUAAAUGACUGAAAAGAGAUGAUGUGAUGAAUGAAGACAUAAUCCAAUCAAUAGUUUAUAUAAAUAAUACAAAACAUAACUAUAAUAUAUAAGAGACAC